AUGAUUUCUUUAAUUGAUUGCACGACUACACCUCCUGUUUCAGAUAUGAUUUGGAUUCAAGGUGGGAAAGCUUCUGCUUCCAAUUAUAACUCUACAAACAACUACGUUAAUAACUCACCAGGACUUUUCUUUGGAACUACUGUUGGUAGAGCUAAUGCAUCGUUUAUAAACGUAGUAUCAGGAACUUCUACAUAUACUGCUGUUUUUUACUCACUUUCGGAUUGUCUUUUGAAAUAUUCAAAUUUUUAUAAAAAUAAAGUUAAUGAUGAAACUCAAUGGUUCUUACAGAUUGGCGUAGAAACAUCAUCUGUUGAUCAUUGCGUUUUUGUUCAAAAUAAUGCAAAGAAUUUUUUGAACCAACCAAUUUCAGUUUCAAAUUGUUCGUUUGACCAAAAUUCGUUUAGUUCUAUUCCUUCUUCGAUACCAUACAUAGGGUUGAAUAGCUUUGUCGUGAAUACUGAAUGCCAUAUGUGGAAACAAGACAACUGCAACAAAAAGUAUUCAUGUGUUUCCCAAUAUUUCAAUAUGAACUAUUUUCUAUCUUCUUUCUCCAUCUUCAUUCUUUUCCUCUAA
Molecule: messenger RNA, 573 nt
Organism: Trichomonas vaginalis G3
Lineage: Eukaryota; Parabasalia; Trichomonadida; Trichomonadidae
Exons: 1
Coding region: 1-573 (190 amino acids)
Source: RefSeq, a predicted model, not a curated record